Chironomus riparius is the source of this 2016-nucleotide messenger RNA. The record is from the annotation of a GenBank genome assembly. Lineage: Eukaryota; Metazoa; Arthropoda; Insecta; Diptera; Chironomidae.
CAAGUAGAAAAACUAGAAAAUUAAAAGAAAUACAAAAUAAAAUCGUGCAGAAUAAACAAUAAUUUACUUCUCAUUUUCAGUUUUUGUUUAGUCGUCAAGUUGUGAAGAAUAUAUAAAAAAAAGAACAGAAAAGAGUUAAAAAAGAAUUGAUAAAAUUGGAUCCCAUUGGAUCUAAUCAGUAUUUGUACAAAAACUGUAGGCAUAGAGAAAAUUGAUAAGCGCAAAGAGCGAGAAAUUUAAUUUAUCAGCGAGUUUAUGGAUGAGAAGUAAAUUAAAAAAAAAAUAAUAAUUUGCCAUCAGCUGCGAUUUCAUGCGAGUGUUUAUUGCGUAAUCGAAAAUCACACACACAGACAGAUUCGUUUAUAGAAAAAGAGCAGCAAAAAUUUGAGAACUGAAAUUAAAAUCUGUUCAUUCUUCCGUUAAGUGAAUAAAAUAGUUUUAGGACACUCUAAAUUUAGAAUCGUAGUGACAUUAAGUGUAUGGGACAGCUGUGAAAAUAGCGAGCAGUGAUAAAAAUUCAUUAUCAAGCAAUAUUCAUUUUUUGACUCUAAUUUACGUGUGGCUGUGAAGUAUUUUUGACUUUAUUCUAUUUUGUUUGCUGUCCAAUUAAUGGAGAUCACAAACUAUAUUGCCGGAAAAUUGGUGCCCGAAUUGUUGAGGCAAAAAAUUAUAUAUAUUGAUGGUGCCGAUGAUACAGAAUUCAUAAAUAUUGAUUCCGUUGAUGUGAAAGAAUUGAAUGAAGCUUUUGCUUUAACAAAACCUUAUGCUGUCGAUGUCAAAUUGAGCCGGUAUGCUGAGCGUGACGUAAAACAUGAAUUUCAUCUAGUUGUGAAGAUCACUCCAAAAAUGCCUCAGGAAUUAUACAACAAUUUUCAAUAUGACGUCCUAUUCGAAAGUGAAGAGACAGCAUACAGAGAUGUAAUACCAGCUCUUGGGCGGAAAGAUGAUUUUCCAAAGUAUUAUUAUUCGCACCGUGAGAAGACAAGAGCUGUAAUGGUAUUGGGUAACUUUAGCUACGAGGGAUGGAAAUUAUCACAAUCUCGUGUUAAUUUGGAUUUAAAUCACAUUCUUGUUGCUGUUCGUGAAUUGGGUAAAUUUCAUGGUGAAUGUUACGCGUUAAAGGAAUCAAAUCAUGGCCUAUUUCAUAUUAUCACAAAAUCAUUUCGAGAGUCACGCUAUGCCAUGGAUUUUGAUGAAAUAUAUGGUGCUAUGUUGAAGGCCUCACCAAAACGUGGAACACAAGCUAUACGUGAGAAUCAUGAGCUACGUCGAAUGAUUCCAGAAGAAUUCUUACAGAAGAUUGAGAAAUUGUCUGAAGACCCAUGGAAUUAUUUCAAGAAAUGUGUUUUACCUGUUGAACCGCUUGCAACUAUCAUUCAUGGGGAUUAUUUGAGAAACAACAUCGCUUUUCAAUAUGAUGAGAAGGCACCACAUUCACCAAUCAAAGUGAUGAUGUUUGACUUCCAAACGCUACGUUAUGCAUCACCAAUGAUAGAUCUCGCUGUCUUUCUUGCCAACUCAACAGGUACGGAUGUACGUUCGACCCACUUUUCUUUCAUCUUCAAAACAUAUCAUGAAGAAGUUAUCAAGACAUUAAUGUUUACCUUGAAGAAAUUCCGACAUGAGAUUGAUGAUAUUUAUAGCUAUGAAAACUUCUUACGUGAAUAUGCACGAAUGUCAAUGUAUGGAUACAUCAUUGCUGCUCAAUUCCUUCAAGUGUUACACGAUCCUGAGGAAAUUGAUUUUGAACAAAUGUUUGCUGAAGGACAGCGGUUGGGUCCAGACUUCUUUGUUCAGAAAGCUAUGAAAGCUGGCGGUGAAGUUGUCAACUAUGAGCUUGCAGGAUUAAUUUAUGACAUGUAUAAGCUUCAUCAAAAGCUGGGUAUAGAGUUGGAGUGAAGAGCAUCAUAAUUAAUGUACCGAGACGAAGAGAAUGGAACGAAAUGGAAGAGAUAUGGUGUUGAGUUCUUAAUUAACUUAAAAUUUUUGUCAAAUGAAUAAAGAAAAAGUUUUUAC